AUGCGUGUCGUCAACGCCCUCGCCGCUGUGUUCCUAGGCCUCUGCGCCACAGCCGUUGCUGCUGAUGAACCAAAAGUGGUUGGCUACUUCCAUUCGCCCAAUGGUGCAAAGUCUCCCUUCCCAGUCACUGCUGAGAGCGGCACCUGUGGAAACUUUAACAACGUCUGGAUUAUGUCCGCGGAUCUCCCGGAGGGCUAUGAUUGCGUCUUUUACUCUCAACUCCAGUGCGCUGGGAAAGCAACCGAACACUACACAGAAGACGUCUCAAGAUUCGCAUUUGAAGUCCGCAGCUUCAUGUGCACGCUCAUAUCUGGACCAACCAUGUUUCCAACCCUCUCUCCAAGCCAGUCUCCAAGCCAAACUUCCCCUACUCCCACCCCAACUGCAUAG
Molecule: messenger RNA, 390 nt
Organism: Arthroderma uncinatum
Lineage: Eukaryota; Fungi; Ascomycota; Eurotiomycetes; Onygenales; Arthrodermataceae
Exons: 4
Coding region: 1-390 (129 amino acids)
Source: RefSeq, a predicted model, not a curated record